Peromyscus eremicus (cactus mouse) is the source of this 1198-nucleotide messenger RNA. RefSeq names its product coagulation factor II thrombin receptor like 2 (gene F2rl2). NCBI's taxonomy places the organism in Eukaryota, Metazoa, Chordata, Mammalia, Rodentia, Cricetidae. Gene Ontology annotation, biological process: phospholipase C-activating G protein-coupled receptor signaling pathway; positive regulation of Rho protein signal transduction; thrombin-activated receptor signaling pathway. Bases 1 to 1113 code for a protein of 370 amino acids. Gene Ontology annotation, molecular function: thrombin-activated receptor activity. Gene Ontology annotation, cellular component: membrane. The record is from RefSeq and is a predicted model, not a curated record. The transcript is spliced from 2 exons.
AUGAAAGUCCUUAUCUUGACUGCUGCUAGGCUGCUGCUUCUGCCGGCCACUUUUUGCCAAAGUGGCACGAAAAAUAUUUCCGAGAACUCAGGACAGGCAACCUUAAGUAUUAAGACCUUCAAUGGAGCUCCCUCCAAUACCUUUGAAGAGUUCCCGCUUUCUGACAUAGAGGAUUGGACAGGGGCCACCACGACUGUGAAAAUGAAAUGUCCUGAAGAAAGCAUUUCAACUCUCCAUGUGAAUAACGCUACCAUGGGAUACCUGAGAAGCUCCUUAAGUACCAAACUGAUACCUUCCAUCUACAUCCUGGUGUUUGUGGUCGGUGUGCCAGCGAACAUUGUGACCCUGUGGAAACUCUCCUCAAGGACCAAAUCCAUCUGUCUGGUCAUCUUUCACACCAACCUGGCCAUCGCAGAUCUCCUUUUCUGUGUCACACUGCCAUUUAAGAUUGCCUACCACCUCAAUGGGAACAACUGGGUCUUUGGAGAGGCCAUGUGCCGCAUCACCACGCUCAUUUUCUACGGCAACAUGUACUGUUCCAUUCUCAUCCUCACCUGCAUGGGCAUCAACCGAUACCUGGCCACUGUCCAUCCCUUCACAUACCGGAAGCUGCCCAAACGCAACUUCAGUCUGCUCAUGUGUGGCCUGGUGUGGGUAAUGGUCUUCUUAUAUAUGCUGCCCUUCGCCAUCCUGAGGCAGGAGUAUCAUCUUGUCCAGCCAGAGAUCACCACCUGCCAUGAUGUCCACAACACAUGCGAGUCUCCAUCUCCCUUCCAGUUCUACUACUUCACCUCCUUAGCGUUCUUUGGAUUCCUCCUUCCGUUCGUGGUCAUUGUCUACUGUUACACAACUCUCAUCCGCAAGCUUAACGCACAGGAUCGCAGAUGGAUGAGGUAUAUCAAGGCGGUUCUCCUCAUCCUUGUGAUUUUCACAAUCUGCUUUGCUCCUACCAACAUUAUACUCAUAAUUCACCACGCCAACUACUACUACAACAACACCGACAGCUUGUACUUUAUGUAUCUCAUCGCUUUGUGCCUGGGGAGCCUGAAUAGUUGCCUAGAUCCAUUCCUUUAUUUUGUCAUGUCAAAAAUUGUAGAUCAGCUUACUUCUUAGCCAACAUUGGCAAGAGCAUCUUAGAGAACAAGGAAAGAUAUUGCCGAAAAUGUACCUGCUGGAGCCGACUUGUGCAUGGCAGCAA